Messenger RNA from Motacilla alba alba, 3740 nucleotides. RefSeq names its product phosphatidylinositol glycan anchor biosynthesis class T (gene PIGT). Gene Ontology annotation, cellular component: GPI-anchor transamidase complex. Gene Ontology annotation, biological process: attachment of GPI anchor to protein. The transcript has 12 exons. The coding region runs from base 1153 to 3444 and encodes 763 amino acids. The record is from RefSeq and is a predicted model, not a curated record. NCBI's taxonomy places the organism in Eukaryota, Metazoa, Chordata, Aves, Passeriformes, Motacillidae.
GGCCUUGGCAGAGAGGGGCUGCAGGGCACGGUGGGGAGCGGCUCGGGCUCUGCAGAGAGCCAGCACCGACACAGCUGGCCUGAGCAGGGCUGGGUGCUCGUGACCCGGAGCCACCAGCCACGAGCACAGUGGGGACUUCCCACGCAGAUGGGCUGAGCAGAGAACGGCAGCUGCACCCCCCGUGCAGCUCCGCAGGAGUGGAGGAAGCACCACCACCACGAGGCCACUUUGCAGCCACUCGGUCCAAAGUUGGGCACAAAGCUGGCCGCAGGCCCCUUGCCACCAUCAGUGGCUGCAGGCCAGGAAAGCGCCGUCCCGGCCCCUGCACCAGCACAGCCGUGGUCACCACGGGGAAAGGAGCCCAGCAGAUAAGCAACAGGAGCCAGGGAAUGCUCCUCAUCCUGGCUGCUUCCCUGGGGGUGUUGAGACAUUACUGCACUGUUCCUGUGCCAACCAACACUUUGUGGGACCAGCUGGAGUGCCCCAUAUCCGAGUGCAGCAUAAAUGUGUUGCACGUGCUGCCUUAAGCUGGGAAAUUGAUCAAGAAAGAGGGGGCAGGCUUUAUGACUUUUCAGGUUGUAACACAGGGACUUCCCUACCUAGCUAUAGGGUAAUUAACAGCUCUGGAUGGAUGUUUUUAUCUUUAAUUUGGCUGAUCACUUCCAAAAUGCAUCUAAACCUUUAUUACCUACCAGUAUCCCGUUGCAAGGAGUUGCCCACUGUAAAAAAAACCCAAAACCAAGACCAACAAUAUUAUGUAAAUAUGACCUUUAGUUUUUUUUCUGGGCAUGCUGACUUUCUGGUUUUAUGUGAUGUUAUUAACUGGCCUAUUAAGAGGGGAAAAAAGAGAUAUAAAGUAACUCCUUAUUCUUCACAAAUACUGAAUCACAUUGCCUGUUCCAAGUUAACAUUGCAUAAGGACCUUAGAUCUGAGCAACUAAGUGGGUAAUCAACAAGGUAUAGCAGCUGGUAAGUGGCAACCACACGUUGCUAUAAUUUUUAUGCUUAUUUCCUACUGGAACAAAUCAUCCCCACACUCAAAUCAUCACGGGGAGAACAGGAGAUGCUGUGAGCUCCAUCGGACCGUCACCGCCGGCGCUGCCUUGCUGCGGCUGCCGUUCCCUUCCCCCGGGGCGGCCCCGGGCUGGCGGUAUGGAAGCGGGGCGCUCCCGCACGGCUCUGCAGCCGGAGACGAGGAGCGGGGGAGAGCCUGGAAGCCACCUGGGGACAGGCACAGUCCUCGCAGCGCCCCGGGGCACUCCAGGCCGGCGGGGAACCCCCCAGGCUGAGCCGGGGCCAGGGCCUCCCCCGCAGCACGGAUUUCCAGCCGGCGGAAGGGAGCGCUCGGAGGGCCGCUCCAUGCCCGCUCACACACCAGAGCUGACCGCGAUCACCCCUCUGCGCCCUUUCCGCCGCAGAGUAUUCUGCGCCGCUGUGAAAAGGCCGCUCCCGGGCUGGGGGCAGGCGCAGCCGGGCUUCUCCCCGCGGGGGCUCCGGGCUCUCCCGGUCCAGCAGCUGCCGGAGCCCGGCCGGCACAGCCGCGGCCCGGCGCACACGGCGCCCCGCGGCUCCCCCGGAAGCGGCGCGCUCGGCGGCGCGGGCGGAAGCGGAAGCGGCGCGGGCGGGGCGGGCGGUAGGAUGGCGGCGUUGCUGCUGCUGCUGCUGCUGGCGGCGGCAGGGCCCGGGCCCGGGCGGGCGGCCGCGGGGCGGGAGCGGCGGGACGCGCUGCGGGAGGAGCUGCUGCUGAGCCCGCUGCCCACCGGCGAUGUGGCCGCCACCUUCCAGUUCCGUACGCGCUGGGACGCGGACCUGCAGCGGGGCGCAGUCUCUCACUACAGGCUCUUCCCGAAGGCGCUGGGGCGGCUGGUGGCAGCGCUGGGCGUGCGGGAGCUGCACCUCGCGCUCACCCAGGGCUUCUGGCGCACCCGGUACUGGGGGCAGCCGCCCCUCCAGGCGCCCGCUGGCGCGGAGCUCUGGGUCUGGUUCCAGCCCACGGUCACCGAUGUUGACAAAGCCUGGAAAGAACUGAGUAACAUCCUUUCAGGAAUAUUCUGUGCUUCUCUCAACUUCAUUGACUCGACCAACACAGUGAUUCCAACAGCAUCCUUCAAACCCCUGGGUUUAGCCAAUGGGACAGAUCACCAUCUCCUGCGUUACGCUGUCCUGCCCCGGGAAGUCGUCUGCACAGAGAACCUCACCCCUUGGAAGAAGCUGCUGCCGUGUGGCUCAAAGGCUGGGCUGGCUGUGCUGCUGAAGGCCGAGCGCCUGUUCCACAGCAGCUACCACUCCCAGGCAGUGCACAUCCGCCCCAUCUGCAGGGAUGCCUCCUGCCUGGCUGUGUCCUGGGAGCUCAGACAGACCCUCACUGUGGUCUUUGACUUCUUUUCCAGUGGCCAAGGAAAGAAAGACUGGUCCCUCUUUAAGAUGUUCUCUCGCACGCUGACUGACACGUGUCCUCUGGCAUCGCAGAGCAAAGUCUACGUUGACAUUUCCCCCAAGAACAAGGAAAAGGAGCUGCUGGAAGUGUCCCCCCCUCCAACAUCAGUACAUGAAGCUAUUGUCCAGGGAGAGAGGAAAACCUAUGCUGUCUAUGACCUGCUGAGCCCCUCCCUCUUCAACACAUCUCGCAGCCUCAAUGUGCAGCUGAAGUGGAAGCGGCCCCAAGACAGCUCGUUACGUGGGGGGGUACGGGCUGCAGACCGGGCAGAUCUGCACCCUCAUCUACAACACCCACCCGUACCGAGCCUUCCCCGUGAUCCUGCUGGAGACUGUGCCCUGGUACCUGCGGCUCUACGUGCACACCCUGACCAUCAUCACCAAAGGGAAGGAAAACAAGCCCAAACAGUGGAAGCAGGAGCACCCACCUCAUGGGAGAUGUCUAGGCAGUGUGAGACUGGACAAGGUUCCCCUGGUGUCAUUGUGGAAAUCUCUUUGGGGUCAGGUUACAUCCACUACCAGCCAGCCCAGGACCGGAGACGGCCUCACCUCUUGGAAAUGCUGAUCCAGCUGCCAGCCAACUCCGUCACCAAGAUCACAAUCCAGUUUGAGAGGGCCUUACUGAAGUGGACAGAGUACCCACCUGACCCCAAUCACGGCUUUUAUGUUGGUUCAUCUGUGCUCAGUGCCCUGGUGCCCAGUGUCACUGCAAUGAAGGACAUGGAUGUGGAGCAGAGCCCUCUCUUCACCUCGCUGUUUCCUUCCUCCGAUGGCUCCAGCUAUUUCGUGCGCCUGUACACGGAGCCGCUGCUGGUGAACCUGCCAACACCAGACUUCAGCAUGCCCUACAAUGUCAUCUGCCUCACCUGCACCGUGGUGGCCGUGUGCUACGGCUCCUUCUACAACCUGCUGACCAGAACGUUCCACGUGGAGGAGCCCAGCCGGGGCGGGCUGGCCAAGCGGCUGGCCAACGUCAUCCGAAAAUUCAGGGGGGUGCCCCUGCUCUGAGAGGAGCCAGGGCAGCCAGCGCUGCCUGCAGGGCUCUGUGGGGAGACAGACAGCAGAGCACUGCUGCCUCUUGUCUUGCUGAAGCAGCUUGUUUGGUUUUGCUGCCAGGAAUUCUCUUUGGGAUCCAAUAAGCCGAGAGAUCACUUCCAUUGCUAAGAUGGGAAAUGGCUCUAAGCCCAUUGACUACUGAACUGCACUGCUGUGGGACUGGGAAAAGUAAAAGACUUCUGUUUGGGAGAGGUGUAACUUACGUGCUAGGAAUGGUACUGGAAGUAAACUGGAGUGUUUUGUACGUU